Molecule: messenger RNA, 1851 nt
Organism: Knipowitschia caucasica
Lineage: Eukaryota; Metazoa; Chordata; Actinopteri; Gobiiformes; Gobiidae
Source: the annotation of a GenBank genome assembly
AUGGGGGGGGGGGGGUGGUAUUGGGUGAAUGAGGAUGGGGGGGGUUGGGGAAUGGGGGUGGGUGGGGAUUUGGUUAAUGUAGGAUUGGGGUGGGUAUGGGGAGGGGGGUUUGGAUGGGGUGGGGUGGUUUUUGGUGUAUUGAGGAUGGGGGGGGGGGUUGGGGGAUUGUGGGUGGUGAUUUGGUUAUGGUGGUUGGGGAUGGGGUGGGGUGGUGUUUGGGUUAAUGGAGAUGGGGGUUGGUUGAUUGGGGGUGGGGUUAUGAUGGUUAAGAGUAGGGGGGUUGGUUGGGGUGGGUGUGUGAUGGUUUUGGUUGUUUGGGUGGAUGGGGGGUGGUGGUGGGUGGUUGGGGGGGUGGUGUUUGGGGUAGGUGAUGGGGGGGAUGGGUGGGUGGUGAUUUUGGUUUAUGUGAUGGUUGUAUGGGGGGGGGGGUGGGGGAUUGGGGAGGGUGGGUGGGGGGUGGUAGGUUUUAUGUGGGUUGUUGUUUUGAGUGGUAGUGUUUGUUGGGUUGGGUUGUGUUUAGUAGUAGGGGGUUGUGGGGUGGGGGGUGUGGGGGUAUGGGGGUUUUGUUGGUGUGGUGGUGUGGUUGUUUUUUUUUGUGUUGGGGUUAUAUUUGAGUUGGGGGUGGUAUUGUGGGUGUGGUGUGUGGGGGGUGGUGUGUGUGGGGUGGUGUGUGGGUGGUGGGUUGUGGGGGUGUGUGUGGGGGUGUGUGUGGGGGUGGUGUUGGGGUGGGAGUUGAUGGUUUGGGGUGUGUUGUGUGGAUGGUGUGUUGGUGGUGUGGGGUGUGUAUGGGUGGGGGGAUGUGUGGUGGUGGUAAUAGUGGUGGGAGGUUUGUGUGUGGUGUGUGUGGGGUGGUUUUGGUGGUGUGUGUGGGGGUGGUUUGUGGGGUGUUUGUGGGGGUGGUGUGUGUGGUGGUUUUGGGGGAUGGAGAGUGGGGAUAGGGAGUGUGGGGGUGGUGUUAUGUGGGUGUUAGUGGUGGGGAGGUUUGAGUUGGGGAGGAGAGUUGGGGUGGGAGAGAGGGUGGGUAGGAGUGGGGAUGUGUGGGGUGGGUGUGGGGUGUGUGUGUGGGGUGGUUUUGUGGGUGGGGGAGUGGGGGUGGUGUGUGGGGUGGUUUGUGUGGGUGGGUGUGUGUGGGGGUUUAAUAGGUUAAGGUUGGUGUGUGAUUUUGUUUGUGGUGGUGGGGAUGUUUGUGUUGUGGUUGUGGGGGUGUUGGGGUUUUUGGGUGGGGGGUUGUUUGGGUUUUUGGUUGGGUUGUUGGGGGGUGGGUUGUGGGGGGGUUUAGGGGGGGUUGGUGGGAGGGGGGGGGAGGGGAUGGGGUAUGGGGUGUGGUGGGUAUUUGGUGUGGUGGGGGGUGGGGGGGGGUGGGGGGUUGUGUGGGGUUGGGGGGUUGUGUGUUGGGUGUGGGGGUGGGGUUUGGGUUUUUUUUUUUGUGGUGAUGUGGUGGGGGAUGGGGGUGUGGGGUGUAGGGGUUUUGUGUUGGGGUGGGUUGGGGGGGGGGAUGUGGUGAUUGUGGUGGGGGGGGGGUUUGGGGGGGGGGGGUGUGUUGGUUGUUGUGUGGGUUGUUGGGUGGGGGGGGGUGUUGGGUUGGUGGUGGGGGGGGUGGUUGGGGGGGGGGUGUGGGGUUGGGGUGGGGGGGUUGGGGUGGGGGUGAUUAGGGUGUUGGUGUGGGGUUGGGGGGUUGGGGUGGUGGUGAUGGUGUUUGUGUUGGGGGGGGUGUUGGGGGGGGGGGGUGUUUUGGUUUUUGUGUGGGGGGUUAUUGGGGGGAGGGGGGGGAGUGGGGGUUUGUGGUGGGGGGGUGUUGGGGGGGGGUGUUGGGUUUGGUGUAUGGGGGGGUAUAUUGGGGGGGGGGUUUAG